Messenger RNA from Coregonus clupeaformis (lake whitefish), 3657 nucleotides. Its product is annotated as tyrosine-protein phosphatase non-receptor type 1. Lineage: Eukaryota; Metazoa; Chordata; Actinopteri; Salmoniformes; Salmonidae. The coding region runs from base 376 to 1716 and encodes 446 amino acids. The transcript has 9 exons. The record is from RefSeq and is a predicted model, not a curated record. Gene Ontology annotation, molecular function: protein tyrosine phosphatase activity. Gene Ontology annotation, biological process: protein dephosphorylation.
AGGCUACGUCACUUUUGUUUUGAGGCGAUUUUGCCAUGGGCUUUGAACGGGGCAUCUGGUUCACGCCCGGAUUCUAAAACGAAUGCAAUCACUUUUCACCCGGUGCUUCCUCCGGGGUAACUCGGGCCAGAUCAUCGAAUCCCCUCAAGGACAGUCUUGAUAAAGAGGAGCGUAACCGGGGUUGUAACGGCGUGUAUCCGGUAAGACCAGGCCGAGAGAGACGACAGUAAUAGUACUCUAUGUAGCUAGCUACUGAAAAAUAAAGAACAUUAUAGAAAGAGUUGUCGACUUUGUUGGACAACGUCUCAAAUUUGCUAAACCUUUACAAAUAGAAUACAACUGGUCGUCGGGAAAAGGGGCGGCUGUAGCACGGCAAUGGAAGCCGAGUUUCGGGGAAUCGAUGAACCCGGGAGUUGGAACGCCAUUUACCAGGAAAUCCGUCAGCAAUCAAGUGAGCUGCCCUGCAAACUUGCUAAAUUACCUGAAAACAAAACUCGGAAUCGCUACAGAGAUGUCAGCCCAUUUGACCACAGCAGAAUCCGCCUGCAACUGGGUACGAACGACUACAUUAACGCAAGCCUGAUUUCUGUAGAAGAGGCACAGAGAAGCUACAUUCUUACUCAGGGGCCCCUUCCAAACACAUGUGGUCACUUCUGGGAGAUGGUGUGGGAGCAGAGGACAAUGGGAGUGGUGAUGCUGAACCGUGUCAUAGAGAAAGGAUCUGUGAAGUGUGCCCAGUACUGGCCGCCUAGAGAGGCGAGGGAGGCGGUCUUUGAAGACACACAUUUCAAGCUAACACUUGUUUCAGAAGACAUCAAAUCCUACUACACUGUCCGUCAGCUGGAGCUAGAAAAUCUGUCGACUCUGGAAACUAGAGAGAUCCUACAUUUUCACUACACCACCUGGCCUGACUUUGGGGUGCCCGAGUCUCCAGCUUCCUUCCUUAACUUCCUGUUCAAGGUGCGGGAGUCUGGGUGCCUCAACUCUGACCAGGGGCCUGUGGUGGUGCACUGCAGCGCAGGCAUCGGACGAUCAGGAACCUUCUGUCUCGUUGACACCUGCCUCUUACUGAUGUCCAUGCGCAAGGACCCGUCGUCUGUGCACAUUCGUGACGUGCUGCUGGAGAUGCGACGCUAUCGGAUGGGCCUGAUUCAAACAGCUGACCAACUCAGAUUUUCCUACCUCGCUGUUAUUGAAGGUGCCAGGUGCAUCAUGGGAGAUGCAUCAUUGCAGGAGUCGUGGAAAGAGCUCUCCAACGAAGAGGACGUUCCUCCAGAGUUCACCCCUCCCCCGCCCCGUCCCCGUCCUCCAGGUCCAUCUGUCAACGGCACGGUUGAACCCAUCUCAUUCUUUCCUGAGAUUGUUGUUGCACAGAAUGAUUCCCACACUCGCAGUGCCCCAUCAGAGACUGCACUGCGAUGGAGGGGAGGUAGUGAAGGCGCUACCGCCCAGUCUCCGUCUCCCACUGUAUCCGCUGAUCAACCUGAUGGCCAGGCGGGAAGCAAAGAACCAGCUCCCAAAGCUUCUACGAAACCCCACCGGCUGUAUGAGACAGAAACACAACAGGGGUUGAACCAGGACCAGGCAGCAGAGCAGGCAGCGGGAGACGUUAGCCCUGAGGCUCUGGGGGCCUGGACCCCCCUGCUGGCCAAUGUAUGCCUCUGCACGGCCCUGGCCCUGGGUGCUUAUGUCUGUUACCGGGCCUGUUUCCACUGAUCUCCUCUACCCUCCUCCCUCUCUUGCUCCUCCCUUUCUCUUGUCUGUUUUUUUGCAGGGUGAAUUAGGCUGGCCAGCCGGCUCUCUCUGCCUAUGGUUUUACUCUGCUGGCUGGGCAAGUGGAUAGUUUGGACUUCAGAAAAUCGAUUUGAUUCAGACUCGCUUGUUUUCUUUAUAAAUGCAGACAGGGGUAUGUGAGUGUGGGAGGAAGGGACUGCCCCCUUCCCUUGUCACCUACCGUAGCUCUCGUAUGAACUGUCAGUUUGGACGCUCAGGGCCUCAAUUUUCAGGUAUCCCAUCCCAAAUACAGGUGUUGAUUGUCAAAACAAAUGAGUAAACACAUGUUUCUGACCGUCAGUAAAGGAAGGUGUGCGUUUGUUCCUGUGUUCCGUGAGUACUAGUGGUCCACCCUACCUAGACACAUGCACCCUCUAGUCAGUUACCAAAUAACACGCAAAUGUGUUCUUCCAUUUCAGCCUUUGCAAAAAAAAUCAGUUGGCUAUUCACCUUUCUCUCCCAAAUAGUCCUUUACAGCUGUUCAGGAGGAGUUAGUGCUUGGUUUGUGGCAACCCUGCAGUGCCAACAUAAUGAAUUGCAGCAGAGACGUUAGUGAAAAAACAACCAAACCUGAGAUGAUGGGGCAGUAUUAUACCCAGGAGUAAGCUGAGGCUAGGGGGUGGCCACCAUCCAAGGGGGACACUGCACUCCACUCCUUCCACUGGAUGAGGGAUGCAUGCAGUGGGAUAUUUACAGGCCAUAGGAGAGCUCCCUACCACUGCCCUGUUUAGGGCUUUUUGGCUAAAGCUACAGGAGGCACACUGUACGUGUGUUAAGUGUUAUCUGAGCUUUCUACUGAUGCAUGAUUUCUAUCUGCUGUCUUAGUGGGAAAUGUCACAAGCAAAUAAGUUAUAUUUGAAAUAUAUUCUAGAUUGUUUCCUGGUUCUUGACCCUGACCCCCACCACGUAUUAAUUUCUAACUUUACAUUUAAACAGGAGUGUCUAGUUGAUAAUGUGCUUUGAAUGGAAGUGCCGCACGCAUGUAUCAAGCUGUUUUUUUUUGUUGCCUAGUUUGAGGUGUUGCGUUCAUAUUUAGCCUGUUUCAAAAAGUGUACAAAUGUCAUAUUUAUCUAUCUUCUGGCUAAAGUCUUCUAUAAAGAAGUCUCCAAUGAUUUUGCAACAAUUUGUUUAACCUAUUAGAUAUACAGUAUCAUUCAGGGAUAGUGACUUCUUGCGGUCCCCACAUUGGAUGAACAAUGCAGAGGCUUUUCAUGCUAAAGAAACAAACUGGGAGAAAUGCAUCAGGUGAGCAUUGCAUAGUUAUUAAAUGUGUCUAGAGCAGGCAUCUGAACACAGGAGGCUGCAUUAACGCACACAAAUGCCAGCUCAGCCUACUGUAUGGAGACACAGGCAGCAGCUAACCCUCAUCUGCCUUUAUUUUCCCAGCCUCUGAACGAUAAACCCAUCCUGCCUGUCUGGACAGGGAGCCUGGGAUCUCAAACCAAUUAACAAACACCAGCACAGGGAUUAAAAUGCUGUAAUGAUGAUCAGCUAUGGCCUGGGCUGUCAGUUUUAGUUAACUUCUUCCACAUAGACGUCCUGCAGUUGUGAAUAAACAAGUUUUUCAUGAGAUUAGUUCAGCUGCUAGCAUUCAGUUUACCUUAGUGACUCAAAGAACUAUGUAUAUCCUGAGUCAAACGGCUGUAACUUUUCUCUAGAAUGUAUGAAGUCCUACCCACGGACGUGCCCUCUUGAUACUUUUUUCAGAUCAGGUUUCAUUGUGCUGACUUUUUUUAUGCAUUUGCAAGUAAUGAUGAACUCACAGUACCUACCUGGGCAGCUUUGUUUGCCCAGACGUCCGUUUUUCUGUACUUAUGCUCACCAUUUUGUAUUUUAUUUACAUCCAUUGUAGUCCUUUUUUAAUAAAAACAAAUAUACUGCUGA